AGAGAAGGAAUGACUACAUAGGCCAAAAAAUUAGAGCGAUGGCAAGACUAUUGAUAACGGCAAGGGCUAUAACACCUUUGAAGAGCACCGAAGUCCUUGUUAUGCCCUGUAACUUUCCCCAUGUGAUACAGGCAGUAAGAUAUGUUGCUGGUUAUGAUGUUGAAAGCAACUCGUAUAAAAUCCCAUCAUUGGCUUUGAAAUUGGGACACAGUUUAGCCAAAGUUGCAGGCAUUAUUCAAUGCAAUGCCAUCACUGCAAAUCGCCCUGCUGUUGCAGAGUCUGCAAAGCAAUUUGCCACUUUACAUCAGAAAAAGUGGACAGAGUCCAUUUCAGCUGCCGCAUUGGGUACACUUCAACAAGCCAAAUGGAAUAAACCACAGGUUUGACCCUUUACAGAGGAUGUGUCGGUGCUGCACACGUUUCUUGCUACUGAGCGUGCUAAGUGUAUAAAGGACCUUGAGGAAGAACCCAACAGCAAAUGCUUUGGAAAUCUUCCUAAAGUGACUUUGAUGCAGGUAGUACUAUUUAACAGAAGGAGGGAAGGGGAAGUUUCAAAAAUGGAGCUUCAGUCUUUCACAUCCAGGGAUCUUACGGAGCUGAAUCCAGACAUUGUGAGGGGCCUUACUGACUUCGAGAGGAAGCUUGCAGAGCACUUUGAGAGAGUUGAGAUUCGAGGUAAAAGGUCAAGAAAGGUUCCAGUGCUUCUAACCCCUGACAUGAUCACUGCUAUGGACCUCCUCAUGAUAAGCAGAAAAGAGUGUCAAGUCCACAAAGAAAAUGUGUACAUGUUUACACGGCCAGGUGUCCUUUCCCAUUACAGAGGCUCCGACUGCUUUCGCAAGUAUUCAAACAAUGUGGUGCAAAGAACCCAGAGGCACUCACCUCAACAAGAUUGCGGAAACAAGUCGCCACUUUGUCCACACUACUAAACCUCAAAGAAAAUGAAAUGGAUCAACUUGCCACCUUUCUAGGACAUGACAUCCGUGUCCAUAGAGAAUUCUAUCGGCUUCCAGAGAGUACCCUGCAGCUCGCAAAAGUCAGCAAACUGUUGAUAGCAAUCGAAAAAGGAAGACUGCCUUACCUGCAGGGGAAAGGGCUGGAUGACAUUGAGGUCAAUCCUGAAGAUGAAGUAGAAAUGAGUGAUGAUGAUUCCAGUGAAGAAACCAUUGCUGACCUACAUCCAUGCAAAGGCUCAACAACAGAGACUUCUAGGGACCAGACACUUCUGAGGCAAACACCAGAGUCAACCACCCUGGACAACAUGGAGGGCACUUCUGAGUCAACCACCCUGGACAACAUGGAGGGCACUUCUGAGUCAACCACCCUGGACAACAUGAAGGGCACUCCUGAGUCAACCACCUUGGAUAACGUACACAUGAGCAACACACAACCAAGACAUGGUAAAAUAGUCACAUCCCAAGCAUCCUCAAAGUGCUCCAAAGGAAAGCAAGCUGUGAAGGUGAGAAGCAAGUGGACAGGUGAUGAAGUGAAAGCUGUUGAGCGGCAUUUGCUUAAUUUCAUAACAAGCUGCAGAAUACCAGGUAAAAAGGACUGUGACUCCUGCCUCCAAGCAGAGCCAGUAGCUCUGAAAGACAGAGACUGGGUUGCUAUCAAAUACUACAUCCACAACAGAAAUGUAGCAUUAAAAAGGAAGAUGAAUAGAUAGAACUAGAGCAUGCCAACUGUAGCUCAGGUACCAUUCAAUUCCAAUUUCAAUCAGCUUCUCCUCAGAUAGUGUUAAUAUCUGUGGGUUUCAUGUUCAUAUUAUUUUAUUUUCCUUAAAUGAUUUAUAUUGUUGGUUCUUGUACAAACAUGCCACAUAGGCUCGACUGUAGAUCCCACAUGUUUGUAUGUUUAUGUAUAAUUGAGGGCUAUUAAUGAGCAUAUGUUUGCUACUUAUGGUCACAUUUUUUUGGGAUAACAGUUGAUGAUAUAUGUUAAUACUCUGCUCUCAUUGACAGGGAAAAGAGAUAAACAGUACUUAAAGGAAUUGUUAUUGUUCCUAAGUUUUCAGAAGCACUUUGUUCUUAACCACAAGUUGUUGAAUGUGGCAAGGUGUUUAAAUUACUGUUAAACUAUUACCAUUUCAAUGGGUGCUUGUAACAGGCCUUGUGUAUGGUAACUUGCACUAUGUAACUAUGAUGUAAAUCCCUAUGUUAUUUAGACAGGUUAGCUGAAUGUACACUGUCAUGUUUCAUAGAAGCUGGAUGCUUUAAUAGAGAGUUUCUCAUUCAUUUCAAACAUGCCAUUUCUACUGCCUUGUGCAUAGCAGGGAAGGAGGCAAAGUGUAGAUGGUCUAUUCUGGGUGUUCAAUUGAUUUGUUAAUUUGCAUAUUUUCGCUGGCACUCAAUAAAAGUAAGGCAUAAAGUGUUCCCUCUUUUUUUACAUGAAUAUUGACUGCAAAUGUAUUGUUAUAAAUAACAAUAAUACGACUUAAACAGUAGACUGAGAAUAUAUUAUAUUUAUGAGCUAUGUGAACAUGGAUAGGCAUUUCUGUUGAAGGUUACCUAUCUGGUGAACAUGAUUAUUAUAAUAAUUUUUUUAAAGCUUUAGUUAAGUAUUGUACACCUAUGAUUCUUAUGCAGACAUUUCAACAUGUAACCGGAACCACGUUCAAAUACAGACCCUAUUUACAGGUUCUUCAUAAGUCACAUAAACCUGAAAAUCAGUGUGUAUCUAUGGGCUGCUGUUGCUAUGGGCCUUAUAUGUCACAUGAACC
This is a messenger RNA of Coregonus clupeaformis (lake whitefish), 2719 nucleotides long. RefSeq lists its product as uncharacterized. The transcript has 4 exons. Lineage: Eukaryota; Metazoa; Chordata; Actinopteri; Salmoniformes; Salmonidae. The coding region runs from base 947 to 1666 and encodes 239 amino acids. The record is from RefSeq and is a predicted model, not a curated record.